AUGCAUUCCUGCAGAAAGUCAGUAUCCCUGGACGAUUGUCAGCAACUUUGUGUUCGCUACGGAAGUCGGUGUCUAACGUUACAGUAUGACUUUUAUCGCGACAACUGCGAAGUCUAUGACGUUCCGUCGCCGCUUCGGGUCAAUGCUUCUGGUACAAAACCUCUACAAAAACGCUCUUGAAAAUACAAAAAAAUUUUCAGGUGCAGUGUUUUGGAGAAGGAAAAGAUCGAUUUCUGAAGCAGGGUAAACAAAAUUUAUAUAAUCUGAACGGACCUAGCUUGUCUAUUCGAAUAUCAUGUAGAACUAAUGUGGAUAAUUUAGAGCGGCAAAAAACGAUGGAUGCGUUCUUGCCUCCUUAUCUCCUACAAUCGGGACCACACACAUGAUACCAUCACUAGAAUGUCUGCGACAAAACUCCCCUCAGAACUCAGAAGCCCCGAGAUCUUCCGAACCGCAGUCUCAGACACAGGGACCGCAACCCAUCAAACAGCCUCCACUGGUGAUUUUCAUUAUUUUUUUUUGUGGAUGGGAAUUUUUCUACAUUCGAAGGGCAGCAGAAUAGUUUCUUCAUUAAUACAUAGCCGAAGCGUCAGAAAAUGCCGCUGACCAUUUUUUCGAAUGCGUAAACAAGGUAUCUAAUUCAAAUACGUCAAUUUUCAGUCCAUAAUCUGGAAAAAGAAAUUGUUCCACUCAUUCUCUUUUUUGUGUCAUUGUUUUUCCAUCUAGGGCACGUAGUUUUAAUCAGAACUGACAUUCUUUCUGACGCUUCACGAAGCAGUCGAUGCACCAGCAACGCCGGUGCAUGUUGUAAAAGAUGCUGUUUUUGUCAAAAACUGGAAAGUUUCGGAUGAUAUUCUGCAUUUCGGCGCUCUUCUCCCUGAAAAUAAUAGUUUCAGGAUCUCAAAAUUCGGAAAGUCAAAGACGACAGUGACAAGUACACUGUUGUGAGCAACACUAAAGGAACAGGAGAAGACAAAAACCCGAAAAUUCGUCUAACGCGUCCAACUAACGACCAAGAAAUGCUCAGUCUAGAUCCGAUAUCGAAUUUCGCUGUAGAGGUGAAGAGGUUCAUAUGUUUUUAAAAAUGAAACAAUUUUUUAAGGUGUUGCCAAUAGUUCCAGAUUGCCCAGUGGGUGAACAUGCGCGAAUUCAACUUAUCGAAGGCGUCCAGGUUGGAGUUUUUCAAUAUUUUCCUCUAAAAAAACAUUGAUCCUUUUGCCCUUUUAAUUGUUGAUGGCUUUAUUAAAAAUGCGUUAACUAAAGUCCUAACCUGUCAAAAUACACGAGCCGAUUUUUAGUUCAGGUAUAGUAUAUGAAAAUCCCCGAAAAUCCUUCCCCUCUCCAUAAAUGAGAUACUUAACAACUCGAAAAAGGGAAGGACUUUUGUAUGAAUUGAAUUUGAAAAAAAACGUUUAGAAUCAAUUUUAUUUGGAAGCCGUUCGUUCAAAAUUUCAUAAGCUAGGCAACCGGCCGCUGAAAAACUACCUCCGUCAGCUAAUUGUUAUCGAGCUCUCAGGCAUUGACUAUUUUCGUUUUUUUAUCCCCUUCUUUUAAAUGUAUUUUUGCAGAGGAACAAAAGAAAUAAAGAAAAAAGUUCACGGUUUUAGUGAAGCUUAGUUGGUGUUUUUCUUCCAUUUUUAAAAGCCAACCUGCAGGUCGACACAAAUCCAACGCUGAUGUUCAAAGUGGAAGCUCCUGAGCAGUGCGUUCAGUCGUGUCGGACGAGUACGGUAGGUGGCGCUGCCGAGGUGUCGGUGUGGUUAAGAAACGAGCCCAGAUCGCAUGUCGAGACCUUGGAGGCGGAGCUUUUGCAUUAUUGGACUCAAAAAGUGUUUUUUUUUUGUUGAGAAGUGCCCUUUCCGAAUUUGUAAAGGGCACGCACACGACUCUUGAUUUCAGACAGAUUGGAAAUUGCCUGCGGAAAAUAGAAAAAAGACCAUAACACAUAAAAAAUGGAUGAGACACUGAAGGAAAUUGCUCGAAAAUGAAUUUUCUGAAUUUUUGACCUACAGUAAGCUAAAACACGUAGCAUGACACUUUCCGUUUUAUGAUUGAAAUAUUUUUUGCAGUUCCUCGAUGGCUCACGCUUACCUCUUUUGUGUAGAUCUGCGCAAUUUGAUCGAAAAAGCAACACUUGCUAUGCUUUUCACGAUGCGAUAGACCCAAAUGGAUAUCUGGACUACAAACCAAACGCCGACAUUUUGUAUAUAGAAAAAAUCUGCAUUCCGGGUAAGACAAAGUUCAGAACAAGGAAGUGGAAAAGCAAGAUAAAGUCUCAGAAAUAUGCUUUUUUAAACAAGUUAGUUCAGCAAGAACAAAAAGCUAUCCCUAGGCCUAUUUCCAGUUCAUCGAUAUUGCUCACCUCUGUGACCAAAAAGUCGGUCUUUUUUUUAAGUAAAAUUAAUUUUUCAAGGGUCUGGUGAUUCGAUAUUCCAUUUUCGGUCAAGGACUUUAGCCGCAGUUUUUUUCGUUUGGUCCUCAAAGUCUCAAUCAUUCUUAGUUUCAUUUUGCAGUUUAGACCAUUCUUUUUGAAAAAAAGUUUUUCAAACAAAUAUAUUAUAUAUUCUCAAAAAAUGGAGCUUAUUUGGAGGGACUUUUUUCCCUGAAAACUUGGAGCUGGUUUUUUCAGACGUGGUCCUGCCGCUGUCUUGCGACGACGUCUUCCGACGUAUUCCUCAACAUAUUAUUUUAGGUUUGUCCUUUGGCGACUCAGAAUGCAUUCCCUGUGUUGUUGCAGGUCACGCAUCGGAGAUUCUGUCCGUCUCCAGUGAGCAAGAAUGCGUACUGCAAUGCAUUCGCUCAAAAGUUGGUUUUUAUGAGAUGCGAGCCUUCCAACCGGCCGUUCUUUUCAUGAAAAAUUGAAGACAAGGAAGUUGGAUAGUAUUUUUUUCGCCCCGAAAGAGGGAUAAAAAAACCUGCCUUAUAAAAAAACUCUGCCCUAAAAAAAUAUGCCCUGGUCUGCAAUAUUUCUUUUGAACUUAAAAAAACUUGUUUCCACUAUUUUUCAUUUACUAGCAAUUUUUCGCUAUUUUUUUUGUUGUCGUUCAAAUUCUGAUGGGCGCUCUAAAACUUUUUUUCUUUCAAAUGUUUUUCCACUUCCGGUUCCCAACUCUUUAGUUACAUGAACUGACUGCAAGAAAGUAAGUUUUUUUGUUCCGCAAAACGGCAACUAGAAGUUUAAUUCGAAUUCUUUAGCCCAUUAUCGCCGAAUCUCAAAUAACUCCCUUCGAAAUUAAAAAAAUUUAUGUCUAUGUUUAAAAAAUAAAAGUUAUGCUGCGAUAGAAUUCAUAAAACGUUAGAUUUCCAUUUGAACGUCAUGAAAAUGGCUAAUUUUUGAAUUUCUCGAGAGUUGACCGAAAUUUUUAUAAAUUUCUUUGAAGUUUUUGAAACAGUCAGAUUUCCCAAGACCCAUAGAUUAAACAAAAUUUGGUCAAUUUUCAAUAAGUUACAUCAAUAAGUGGAAUGUCCUUUCUUGCUGACUGGUUACUAUUGGCUCCUUUAUUCUGAUUAGCUGUUGUCAUAUAUUUUUUCUUUUUACAAGGACCCUUUCAGAGUAUCCGAAAGACAGAAUGUCAUUCGGUGCUUCACUACCCAGACUUUGCCGCUUACAAUUGCAUUCUGAACGUUCACACGCGUCAUACAAAAAGCGCCUACUUCAUGCCGGAACGAACGUUGAAAGUUGACUACGUGGAAUUGGCGGCUUGUGCGAGUCAACUCUCAUUUCCGCAAGGUACAUUCCCUCGAUUGUUCCUUUGUCCGGAUUUCCCUUCUUUUCUUACUGUAACAUUAUAUUGGAGUUUAGGACACGCGAUGACUUCGCAUAUCAGUCACGCACCAAUGAAUCCAUUCGAAAGAAACGAUGAAAAGCCGGGUACGGUGCCUUUGAAUACAUUUCGAAGAAAAUGAAGUUAAUUCAGACAUCGGGGCAGGUAGCACCAUUUCUGAGUGGACUGAGUGGACAUCUUGUGAUGAUGAAACGAGCACUCGUAGUCGCCAAAGACUUUGCGAUGGGUGCAAAGAAAUCAUUCAAGUUUGCUAUUUACCGACUUCAAAACAAAAAAAAACUUGUGUUAUCUUUUAAAAGAUUUGAUUCAAUGCGGGAACAUGAAAUACCAUACGUGCACAUGGAAUGGCUCAGAACGUCGUACUUAGUUUUAGCCAAUUCUCGAGAUUUCCAACUAUCGAAACAAAUCUUGCCAUGCAACCAUUACGACUUGAGUUAUUUUCGUCCGAUCAAAAACUCCCAUCCACGACUAAGCGGUUUAUAAAAGUUUUUUGAACUAAACAUAGCCGAAGAUUUGAAAACUUUUCACAUAUUUUUUAUUUGGUCACGUUUUUUUUCAUCUUGGAAAUAGAAUCUCAAUAGUUUUCAAUUACAGUUUCUUCCCUGCUUUUCUAACAACAACUUUGACCUCGCUCUACAAAAGUUCAUAAACGAGCAGAAACGAGGUUUUUUUUUAUUUUAGUGUCGAAGUUUACUUGAGAGUUUCAGAUUCUGAAAAGGGUAACGAAGGCAUCGAACAUCCAGUCAUUGCUUUUCGUAAGUUAAUAAAAUGAGAAUUUUUCGAAUUUGAACAAAAGUUUUGUUUUUUUACAUGAAAUAUGAACAAAAGCUGUCCAAUUUCUUGUAAUUUAAAUUAGGUUCGCUCCAAAAUUGAUUUUUGUAGGUUUUUAAAUUUUUUUGUUUUACUUUUUGAAGAAUCCAUCAAGCUAUACUUUUCCGAUUAUUUUAUGAACUGAGCCAGAAGUUUUCAAAAGUCUUUGAUAAGUAUCAACUGGAUCUCGAACUUCUCAGAUUUCUUCUUAAGAAAUUUUUUAGGCAUCAAGGUAACAGAAAGGCGUUUAAAAAAUACACGUUCUUAGUAAUUGAAAGUUGUUCAUUUUUCAUUCUGGUACAACACUAGUUUUCUAAAAAGUUUAAAAACCGUCCAAACAAAGAUUGACCUUUUUCCUAGGCCAACAUAAAUAUUUCCGAUUUAGGCAUUUUCCUUCAGAAUACUGUAAUAAUCGUUGUUGAAGGUUCUUUUCAGCCUCAAAAGAUGAAGAACGCCCGGAGCAAGUCGAGAAGAAAUCCGUCGAGUUUUUCGGACCCCCCAUGAAUCAGUUAUCGCCGCACCAGCCGCACAUGCUCUCUUCGUAUUGA
Caenorhabditis auriculariae is the source of this 5143-nucleotide messenger RNA. The record is from the annotation of a GenBank genome assembly. NCBI's taxonomy places the organism in Eukaryota, Metazoa, Nematoda, Chromadorea, Rhabditida, Rhabditidae.